Trichoderma harzianum CBS 226.95 is the source of this 705-nucleotide messenger RNA. RefSeq lists its product as hypothetical. NCBI's taxonomy places the organism in Eukaryota, Fungi, Ascomycota, Sordariomycetes, Hypocreales, Hypocreaceae. The coding region runs from base 1 to 705 and encodes 234 amino acids. The transcript is spliced from 2 exons. The record is from RefSeq and is a predicted model, not a curated record.
AUGGUUCAACCUGUUCAACCUGCUAUCGAAAUUGUCGUCACUGACAUCGGUGAUCACACAAUCGAUGAUGUGUCCACGCAGGAUGGAAAAGACUGGUUAGAGGCAUUUAGAGCAGGAGCUGAAACGAUUCCCGGCGUUGUGCGAGCUUGCUGGGGCCGAAGCUACAGAGACUCUAACAUUGCCAUGCAUUUCAUCGACGAUCUUGGUGGAGCUGUUCCUGAGUCGCUGUGGCAUAUCAUGGACAGAGAGAAGACUGAUCUCUACGUCAUUAUCCCAAACACCCCCGACCGAAGCAUCCUCUAUGCACCACAAACCAAUGUAGUCUUCUUCUGGGGUAUCGAUGAAGACGCAUUCAGAGCGAAGCAGGAUGAAUUCUUCACUGCCAUUGAGAAAUCAGAUUCCUGCUUUGGCUAUAUCUGGGGCGAGAUCCAGCCACCCGUGCUUUCUGACAAGAGGGGUUAUGCUGCAUUAGGCAAAGGAGGAGUGAUGAUCAGCGGAUGGAAGAGUCGUGAAGAACACGAUCGAGAUGUUGCAAAGCCUAGAGUUGUGGAAGCAUACAAAGCUGUUUCAGCGACUGUCAAGAGGACCGAUAUUUGGGGAAUGCAGGUUUCUAUCGUGGAAGAGAACGGGCACUUCCACAGGUGGCAGCGUUUGACUAACACAGAUGUUACGCAAUGGGACCACUCCAAAUGGCCAAUCGCUUGA